UUUGUUAGGCUUAGGUCAUGGUCUGAUCAGUUGUUAAAGAUUUCGUCAAUUAAAAAAUCAAUAUAGAAAGGCAUAAAAAUUAGCACUGUCGUGGACAUAGUUAUUUACACCUUUGAAAACAAGAGAUUUUGUUGUUCAACUAAUUAAUUAUAAUAAGUAAUAUGAAUCCACUAACAAAUGUGAAAAAUAUUACCAAGUUGAAUGAGAAGGAACUAUCUCUUGGAAUAGACAGUAAAACCUCGUGGCACAAUCUCUACAAACACAGUGCUUGGAUCUUUCUUGGUGGUCUGUCAUAUGACUUGACAGAAGGAGAUAUUGUUUGCGUAUUUUCUCAGGUUAUGAACCUAAUAUACAGGUAUGGUGAAGUGGUCAACGUUAAUCUGGUGCGAGAUAAGAAAACUGGCAAGUCCAGAGGGUUCUGUUUCGUAUGUUACGAAGAUCAGAGGAGCACUGUUUUAGCUGUGGAUAAUUUAAAUGGUAUUAAGUUGUGUGGAAAGACCGUUCGUGUUGAUCACGUGGAAAAUUAUAAAAUCCCUAAAGAAUAUGACGAUGAUGAUGAUCUGACAAAAACUUUACAUUUAGAAGGCUGUGCUCCCAAGCCUCCUGAACUGUCUCCUAACCAGGAAGUAAAAGAUGUUCCAAAAAUAAAAAAAGAAAAGAAGAAGAAAAAGGACAAAAAGAAGAAGAAAGAAAGCAAAAAGCUAAGUGGUAGAGACAGUAGUUCAUCAAAUGUUUCAACUAAAGAUAUUAAACCAACAAAUAAGGAGAAAGAAGAUAAAAAUGAUUUGGGACACAAGUAUCUCAACAAAGAUACAAGUUCUAGCUAUCAUAAUUCUCCUCAAAAGCAGAAAUACGAAAAUCAGUCGGAAACAUUGGGUCGAAAUUCGAACAUUCCAGUACAUAGCAAAUUAUCUGGGGAAAGAAGUCGGGAAACUGACCUUAAUCAUAGUUCCAGGCACAGAAGCAGAAGUCCACUAUCAGGCACGCAAAACUCGUCAAGAGGUUCAUCAUAUAAUAAAAAUUUUAGAAAAGAAAGCCCAUCAGAUGAACGAAAACAUCAUGCAAAAUAUUAUCCAAAGAAUGGUCAGGAAAAAGUUGAAGAGAAAAGACGUCUACUCAAACACAGAUCUUGGAGUAAAGAAGGUAAUAAACCACAGGAUGAGGGAAAGAUGGAAACUAAAAAUAAUGACAGAAGAUCAAGUAGAGUAGGCAGAGAUAGAAAGGAGUAUGAUCUUGGAAAAAGGCAGAGAGAAAAUGACUUUUACGAACAAGAAAGAUCAAUUAACCAAGAUUAUAAAGGAUCAAAAAGAUUUCAGGAUCACAGGUCUCGACUGUCACCAUUACAGGGCAGGUUUGAUGAACUUCACCAUGGGAGGAGAGACUAUGAAAUUAAUUUAGGUUUUAUGAAUAGCGACAACAGGAGAUACACAGAGCAACAGUUCAACCACGACAAUGGAAAUAGCAGGUAUUCAGAGCGUAUGCACGACACAGAAGAUUUUACAGACAGAAGAAGAAGAGAUUGGGAAAUAGGUACAAGUUACACAGAAAGAGAAAAAGAGCUUGAAUGGCUUAGAAAACGGGAAUUCGAAAUACAGAGAGAAAGAGCUAGAGAAGUCUACAACUUUAGAGAAGAAUGUAGUAGGGAUUUUGAAUGGGAUGAUGAUUUUAACCAUGUUCCAAGAAAUAAGUCCAAACAUCGAACAUCCUACAGACCCAAGGACAGAAGUAGGAGUUGGAAUAACAAGAAUAGUGUCAGGCAGCCAAGAAUAUCGCAGAGAUAAAAGUGCACACGAGUCAUAAAGGCUUUUUAGUUUGUACAUUAUAACGUCAUAAGUUGAUAUUUUUUUGUAUCAUUCAUUUUUCACCAUAAUUCACUGGCAAUGUUAAAUUUUCGAAAUUUAGUUUGUAAUAUAUAAGAUGUUGUAAAUUAAAAAAACAUGAAAAAGA
Molecule: messenger RNA, 1947 nt
Organism: Limulus polyphemus (Atlantic horseshoe crab)
Lineage: Eukaryota; Metazoa; Arthropoda; Merostomata; Xiphosura; Limulidae
Product: RNA-binding motif protein, X-linked 2-like
Exons: 5
Coding region: 162-1781 (539 amino acids)
Biological process (GO): mRNA splicing, via spliceosome
Cellular component (GO): precatalytic spliceosome; U2 snRNP; catalytic step 2 spliceosome
Molecular function (GO): RNA binding
Source: RefSeq, a predicted model, not a curated record